Acanthoscelides obtectus is the source of this 457-nucleotide messenger RNA. NCBI's taxonomy places the organism in Eukaryota, Metazoa, Arthropoda, Insecta, Coleoptera, Chrysomelidae. The record is from the annotation of a GenBank genome assembly.
CGCAUCCUCAAACAAUGGCGCCUGACAAUGACAUAAGUCAAUCGUGUUGAUGUUGAUUUGUUGAUUAACAUGAAAUCUUAUUUGGUAUAUGCUUUGUGUUGUGAUAGAAGAUAGAAAUUAAUCGGAGAUAAAAAUUAAUUAACCAUGGCGUCGGGGCUGGAUAGCUUCGUAAACCAUACAGUGUCAAUCAUAACAUCUGACGGGAGGAACUUUAUAGGAACUUUGAAGGGCUUCGACCAAACCAUAAACAUAAUUUUGGAUGAAUCUCAUGAAAGAGUAUACUCGACAGCUUCAGGGGUCGAACAAGUAAUGCUUGGACUACACAUUAUCAGGGGAGACAACGUAGCACUCAUAGGACUGAUAGAUGAAGAAUUAGACAACAGGUUAAACUUGGCAAAUAUGAAAGCAGAACCAUUGAAUCCUGUUGUACAUUAACGAAUAAAUCUAAUUUUUAAGA